Messenger RNA from Monosiga brevicollis MX1, 4694 nucleotides. RefSeq lists its product as uncharacterized. NCBI's taxonomy places the organism in Eukaryota, Choanoflagellata, Craspedida, Salpingoecidae. The record is from RefSeq and is a predicted model, not a curated record. The coding region runs from base 1 to 4629 and encodes 1542 amino acids. Gene Ontology annotation, cellular component: catalytic step 2 spliceosome. Gene Ontology annotation, biological process: mRNA splicing, via spliceosome. The transcript is spliced from 16 exons. Gene Ontology annotation, molecular function: mRNA binding; helicase activity.
AUGCACCCGCCGGUCAGAAAUCGGCGAGCAUGUGAGCGCGAGCUCAUUGCAUUCGUUCACGUCCUUGGUCUAUACCAUGGCAAACGUAGGCCCCAGCGGGAACACCUACGGGGCAAAAGCGUCGGCAUGAGGAAGAUCACGCCCAUCAAAAGCGUAACAAGCCACAGCGCGGCCGGGGCCAUGGACGCGGAGGCCGAGGUGGUCACGGCGGACGACGCAACUACGCUGCUGGCCAAAAAGUACUGGGCUGGUGACAAAGUUCAGGCUUACAAUGUCGAAGUUGUCCAGCAACUCUUCAACGACACGCUGCGCCAGCGCAACUUCAGCAAUGCCAAGAUUUCUAUUCUGGAGAAUAGUGGAUUCUUGGAGCGCUAUCUGUGGCCCAACUUUGAUGCCACUGCACCUCGCGAGGUCGUCAUUUCAAUCCUUUUGAUGAUCAACGAAAAGUAUCUCGAAGGACAGGAUGCUCUGGCCUGCAUUGAACGCACCCACCCAGAGCGCUUUGCUGCCCUGGUCGAUCAGGCUUUGACCAUUGCCCUUGAAGACGCCACAGCUGCGACUGACAAGGCUACCAUCCGGGAACAGACGACCGCUGUCAUUUUUCUUAUUCGCUGCUUCCAAAGCCUGGAAAAAGAGCUGGUCCGCAAGCAAGUGCAACCUCUGGUGGGCCUUGGCACUUGGCGCAAUCUCCUGCCCAGCCGACGUGAGCAGGCCUUUGAACAGCAUCCUCGGCUCAAAAAGGGCUGGAAGGCCAUUCACAAGAAACGCGCCAAGCUCCCGGCAGAUGAACAGGCUGCGCUGAAGGAGAAGGAAUACUUUUUUGGUCGCCUCAUUGCCAAGUUUCUUGACAUGGUGGACACCUUGGAUGCCACCCGCAAAACACCCCAGCUGCAGUUUUGCGAGCGCACCCUCGAGUUGCUCGUGGACGUCGAAGCCCUCUUGACCUCGCGACGCUACCUCAACACGGUGGUACAGCACCUCAACGUGGUGACACGCUGCGAGACGGCGCCGAUUGCCACCGCCACCGUCGGUAACCUCUUUGGGCAGCUCUUGCAGAUGCUCAAGUUCUACGUCAACUUUGAGAUUGAUGAUUUGAGUGGCGAACAACUCUCCGAGGAUACCAUGACAGACAUUCAUUAUGCGCAUGUCAAAAAACUGCAGACCGUGGCCUACCGUCAUUACGAAGAGCUUCGCGAACUGGCUUUGCGCAACGUCAGCAGCAUUGAUACGCGCGAGACCUUUGUUGCGUACAUGGACCAGCUUUCCGAUGAACGCCUCCGCGAGCUGUGCGCUUCGCUGGCUCUCAUUGCUGACCCCACCGCAGCUGGCAGCGCUGACGACGAGGAGUGCCCUGCUAUGCGCCUCAACAGCACCGCCGGCCUACCUCGCGAACGUCUUUUGCAGGUGCUGGCUGACCGUUACCAGCGCCGCUAUUCGCAGCUCGAAUCGAUCAACGAGAUGUCACUCUUUCCUACGGAACAGACCAUCUGGGACACGGAUAUUGUACCCGACGAGCUCUACGUGGACGCCUGUCUGGCCCUUCCCAAGCUGCAUUUGCAGUUUUUGACUCUCUUUGACUAUCUGCUGCGAAACUUGAAUCUUUUCAACAUGGAAUCGAUUUACGAGAUUCGCAUGGAUCUGGAGGAUCAUCUGCCUCGCCUGCAACCCUAUCUGGGCGCCUAUGAUGAAGUCAAGUUUGCUGGAUGGUCCAAGAUGGCACAUCCCAUCGAUGACUUUCGGGUCGUGGCCGUUGCGCAACCCCGCGUGGGCGAAAGUCACCCGGCCACCGUCCGAGCUGACGUCGUGCUCAAACUCGACUCUGUGCGCGACUCUAUCCGCCAAGAAUGGGAGGCGCUCCGCCGCCACGAUGUUGGCUUCUUGUAUGGUGUAGUGGCUGUGCGUGGUUGCGAGGUGGAAGGCAUGUUGGAUGCUCAGGGUCAGCUGAUUGAUGAGUAUGCCGACAAAGCACCCACCCUCUCCAAGUCUCGCGAGCGCACUUUCCGCCUCCUUCUGGACCCCAAUCAGUAUCAACAGGACAUUGAAGCCUCCAUGCAUGGCGAGGGCUACGACGUGUACUCCACGUUCAACGUCUUUGUGCGUCGCAACUCCAAGGAGAACAAUUUCAAAGCCGUUCUGGAGACCAUUCGCAGUCUCAUGAAUGCGCAGACCGUGGUACCUGACUGGCUGCAUGACAUCUUCUUGGGAUACGGCGAUCCGGGCGCCGCGCAUUACAGCAAAAUGCCCGAUCAAGCCAAGGAUGUGGACUUUUACGAUACGUUUGUGGAUGCCGAGCAUCUCCGCGAGUCUUUCCCCAACCACGCAGUUCAGUUUCCCGAAGGUGCCGAGGCUGCGCCCCCGCCCUACAAAGUUGCCUUUGAAGAGCCUGCUGAGGACAAGGGCAAGGACGCCAAUGCCCGUGCCUUGGUCAAGCCUUACACGACAGAAAUGCGCGGGCCCUAUCCUCAGAACGUGCCGCGCCGCAAUGCUAUUCGCUUCACACCCACGCAGACGGAGGCCAUCCGGUCAGGCAUCCAACAUGGUCUGACGGUGGUGGUGGGACCGCCCGGUACUGGUAAAACGGAUGUUGCGGUGCAGAUUAUCAACAACCUUUAUCACGCCCACCCCGAGCAGCGCACUUUAAUUGUGACGCAUUCGAAUCAGGCUCUGAACCAGCUUUUUGAAAAAAUCAUGGCUUUGGACAUUCAGGAAAAGCAUCUCCUGCGCCUCGGUCGCGGCGAGGAGCAGCUGAACACGACCAAGGAUUUUACACGGUAUGGUCGUGUCAACUUUAUUUUGGGACACCGCAUGGAGCUACUGUCGGAGGUCAAGCGUCUGUCCGAGACUCUGGAAGACAUUUCAGCGCAGCUCGAGUACACAUGCGAAACGGCUGGCCACUUUUACAUCUAUCACGUAGAGCCGCGGUGGAAAAAGUAUUGGGCAGCUCUGCCGGCCGAUGAUUCCCAGGCCACGGCUGAGGACUUGCAACGUUUGGCUGCGACCUUCCCCUUCCACGCCUUUUUCGCCAAUGCGCAGCAGCCUCUGUUCGCAGGUCAAUCGUACGCGCAAGAUGUGGAGAUGGCGCGCGGGUGCCAACACUACAUUGAUGACAUCUUCAACACCCUGAGUGAAUAUCGCGCCUUUGAGCUUUUGCACAAGAACAAGGAUCGCACGCGCUACCUCAUGGUCAAGGAGGCCCGCAUCAUCGCCAUGACGUGUACCUACGCCGCGCUAAUGCGCGAGGAUCUGGCCAGCUACGGCUUUCGCUACGACAACAUCGUGAUGGAAGAGUCUGCCCAAAUCCUUGAAGUGGAGACGUUCAUCCCGCUGGUUUUGCAAAACCCGCAGGAUGGACGCAAUCUACUAAAGCGUGUCACGCUCAUUGGUGAUCACAACCAGCUUCCUCCCGUCAUUCGCAACCCGGCCUUCAAGAAGUUUUGCAAUCUCGAGCAGUCCAUGUUUACACGCUUUGUGCGCUUGGGUGUGCCCCACGUACAACUCGAUGCCCAGGGCCGUAUGCGCCCAUCCAUGGCCGAUCUUUACCGUUGGAACUACACCAAUCUCAACGAUCUGCCCCACAUUGGUGCGCGCCCCGAGUUUGCGGUGGCCAACCCUGGCUUCCGCUACGAGUACCAGCUCAUCGACGUUGGCGACUAUCAAGGCAAGGGUGAGAUGGUCCCCUCACCCCACUUUAUCCAGAACCUGGGCGAGGCCGAAUACGUGGUGGCCACGUACAUGUACAUGCGCCUUUUGGGCUACCCGGCCGAGCGUAUCACGAUUCUGACCACGUACAACGGUCAGAAGGAGCUGAUUCGCGAUGUUGUGCGUGCACGAUGCUUGUCUCACCCCCUCUUUGGAAGUCCAGCCGUGAUCGAAACGGUCGACAAGUACCAGGGCUCACAAAAUGACUACGUGCUGCUUUCGCUCGUCCGCACCCGGCAUGCGGGUUUCUUGCGCGAUGUUCGUCGCCUCAUCGUCGCUCUGUCGCGUGCGCGCCUCGGCCUGUACAUUUUCGCUCGCGUGGCAUUGUUUGACAAAGUGCCGGAGCUGGAGCACGUCUUUAACCUCCUGAAAGAGCGCCCCACCACCAUGCAGCUCUAUCCCAAUGAGUCGUACACGGAAACACUCCGGCCGGUGGAUCAGGCUUCAGAGGAAGAGGCCGUGGUAGAAGUGACCAACAUGGAGCACAUGGCGCAGAGCGUCUACAGCAUGGCCGUGGAGCGUUUGCGGGAAGUCAACCAGGGCGCGCAGGAGCAAGUACAUCCUGGCAAUCAGGAUGAGGCUGAAGUGACUGGGGACAAUGACGACGCCGAGGUGAAGGAGAGUGAGGCUAUGGACCAGGACGCUGAUGGUGCUGAAGAACAAGCCAAUGGUGUCAGUGACGCCAAGGCUGCCCCCAUGGAAACGGCAGCGGAGCCAGAUGAAGAGGCUCAGCCUGCCGAGGAGCCUGCGCCGGUAGCUUCCGAGUCGUCAGCUUCUGCUUCCGACAACGAGACACUGACAGAAGAGGAUGUCAAGAAGAUGAAGGUUGCCGAACUCAAGGAGGCAUUGCAAGCACGACAAAUUGCGUUUGACUCAAAGGAUCGAAAGGCGGAACUUCAGGAGCAUCUGCUGAAGGCCAUUUCUUCCUAGUUGAUUAGCCAUACAGCGAUCGGCACUUGCCGGUGACAAGCCAAAUUUAACAAACGAUGCCACUG